Molecule: messenger RNA, 1548 nt
Organism: Mycena indigotica
Lineage: Eukaryota; Fungi; Basidiomycota; Agaricomycetes; Agaricales; Mycenaceae
Exons: 3
Coding region: 19-1548 (509 amino acids)
Source: RefSeq, a predicted model, not a curated record
CACACAUCCAAUCCACGAAUGCAUGCGACGUUGGAUUCACUACCGGAAGAGAUUCUAUCCGCCAUUCUGCGCACUCUACUCGCUCUUCUUCAUCCCGAGAAACCACCACCUUGGCAUCAGGCAUCUCGAGCCUGUGGUGUGCCAUUGUCGAGUACUUCACGGGAGCUCAGGGUAAAGACUUUGCCCUGGGUCUUUCACGAAACCACCAUCCGACACUCUCACACUUGGCCCGCCAACUUAUUGCAUUAUCCUAUCAAAGUGCAUCUUCUCAACGGGACACCGGCCCCGCCACAUCCACUUCUGUCGCUCAUGAGCUCUGGCUCUUUUUCGGCUCUCACAACUCUCACUGUGUGUCUGCAGACGGUCCUCCCCGUCGAAUUUUUUUCUGACGUGGCUUCGAUUUCCCUCCGCCAUUUGGAAAUCUACCGGUUGCGUCUAGAUGCAGCCCCGCCUCCUCUUGACCUGUGUUUCCAACAACUUGCAACUCUUGUGUUAUGUAUUGGCGGCUCCCAUGGCACUCGUCGUGACAAGGGUAUCGACAGAGAGUGCGAAUGGCAAAACAUCACUCUGCUUCUAAACUGCGCCUGCAAAUGCGUCGAAGACCUCUCCAUUUCCGGCGACCUUCUUUCUCUACACUUCCCUGAGAUCAAGUGGAAGAGGUUGAAGCAUUUCAGUGUAACCGACCACCCGCCGCGUUCUCCAUUGUCGCUCUCAGCCCUAGUGGGCGGUAUGCCACUGCUGACCACCUUUGGCCUGCUCUAUACGCCUCACCUGCGUGCACGACGGCUUCCCCCGUAUUCGCUGAAACACGAGGGGAAUGCAUUCGACCUCAUACCGAAUCUCGUCGCGUGUUCUCUGUCCAACAUUGCCCCAGAAGACCCCGUGUUUGGAUACCUUCCCACGACGCUCGAGUGCUUACAUGUGCGGGCGCUGUGGGACAUCUACGACCCCAAGGUCCGCAGAUCUAGACUACCCUACCACGUCCACAAGCUGCUCGAUGAUCUUGGCGACUGUCCUUUGCCAAGCGCUGGUCCGGGGACAAGCUCUGUUAUAGCGUGCAAAUCAGAGUGGCCGAUGUUAACGACUCUUUCCCUCACCGUUUCAGAACGAGGGCCCGGGUCUGACCUAUUGCCAACUCUCAUCCAAAGGACACCACAUCUUCGCUCGCUGGAGCUCAAUUACAGGCCAGGAGACAUCGAGCGCCGCAUUUUUGCAUUCCUUUUCAUUGACCCAUGGAGAGUGCUGAUCACCUUGAAACAGUUUCAAUUCCUCACACACCUAACAUUUGGCAUCACAUACGACACACUCGAACACAACCCGGGCCCGCCAGCCCAUGCUGCAUAUGAUGUGCUUGUGGCGAUUCCCACGCUCCAGACGGUAACCUACAGGUUCACUGGCUAUCUCGAUGGCAGCAUCGUUCAGCCGUUGGAGUACACAUGGGGCCGCGACAUGCUCUUCCUCCCGCGUCCGCCGAGGCGAGUCCAGCGAGAGCGGUCCACCGAACGGACGGUAUGGUCAGAACUGGAAGACUCGGGAUCAGACUACUAG